AUGCAGAAUGACGUGGGCUACACAGUCUACCUCAUCAGGAGUCAGCAGAAAGAGGAGGCAGCAGGAGUCGUGGUGCCGGAAAGACACAGCAAGGACAGCCUCCAGUCCUUCAUCAGCUACGCCCUCAGCUUCCGGGAGAUCGCUGCUCUCCUCCAGUACGAGGCUCAGAGACCAGCUGCUCCAACACCACUCUGUGAAGACGAGCAGCUGGUGGACUUCGGAGCCCGUGCCAGCAGCACCUGGAGGCAGGUGUGGGACAGCAGGGAGGAUGGCUAUGCAGCCUUCAUCCUCAAGAGAAAGUGUGCUCCAGGGACCAGGAUGUUCAAGCUGCAGCAGUACCUGCAGAGGAAGCAGCAGCAGCUGUCUGCCUCUGUCCCGUCCUCUGCCCCUUCUGAUGGGUCAUUGGUUAUGGCUGAGGACGAAGAGCUGGAGAAGGCUAUGCUCAGCAUGUCGCCAACAAAAAGAGUGGAUAUGACAGUGUUUGUGCCAGCACCAGCCCCUACAAAGCGCCAGCAGCCCUCGGGUUCACAGAGAAGUUCACUGGCGUCCAAAGGCCCAUUUGGGACACCUGCACAGUCCACACGGCCUGCGACAUGUCAUGACGCUGCUCCUGCUGCAGGGGCCUCUAAAGUUACCGUGCCCCUUCCAAAGGAGCUGAUGUUUCUCCUGCCACAGUCUGGAAGUGCUCCAGCUGUUUCAGCUUUAGAGGCUGCAUCCUCUCCUGCAGCAUCCACAGAGCCUGCUCCAACUGCAGAGAUAAGUAAGAGUGAGCCCUCCAUCAGUGCAGCCUCCAGCCCAGCCCACAGCUGCCAUCCACAGGCCUGCUCUUCCUCCACCUCAGCUGUUUCCUCUGGAGCAGGAGGUAAAGCAAUGGGCCUGCUCUCACCAGCAGAGGACAUGGAUGAAGCUGGAGCUGGAGUCCAUGGGUCUUUGGCCUGGUUCCCGCCCUGUCAGCAACCCUAUGAAGACCUUUUCUCUGUGGCGCCUCCCCCCCCAGCCUGA
Knipowitschia caucasica is the source of this 1002-nucleotide messenger RNA. NCBI's taxonomy places the organism in Eukaryota, Metazoa, Chordata, Actinopteri, Gobiiformes, Gobiidae. The record is from the annotation of a GenBank genome assembly.